CUCGCGCGUACUCAGGUUGCACAAGAUGUGCGACUACGGUGAAAGCGCACACACUGGACCGCGGUGACUGCAUGCUUUUAUGCUGUGCACAACCAGGCUGUGCUUAAAUGCCAGAUCUGCAUAAACACAACAUAGCUACUGCGUGUGUGUGUGUACAUACAUGUAUGUUUGUUUUUUUAUUUUAGAUCAUGCACACACGCGGGUUUAGAUUGGCUGUGUGAGCGCGCAUGGCAUCGGAGCGGAAUGAUCACAAGAGCAUCAGUGAAAAUAAUGAGCGUACAGCGGACCUAGGUUACCAGUAACGCAGAAAAAGACCACACAGAAAAUAAAGAAAAAGGAUGAGGAUCCCAUCGUCAUGCUCAGUGCGUGGAUGCGUGCAUGUUGGAUUAAACUCAUGGUGUGAUGACUGUGGCCUGGAGUGUAUGUGUGGAUUUGAAGUGCACUUUUGCAUGAAGCUCUGCCUAGCCCCAGAUGCCUCCCCUUCCUCUUGACGAGCGCAUAGUGGUAAUUCAGCGGCCUAAAAGCCUGGGCUUGUGUGUGGCCUCUCCACCAGGCACCUCUCAGUCUUCCUCACGUCUUACCACGCGCAACGAGCCCCCACCCCGCUUACCACACACCCAACCUCCUCCAUCCCGUCCCCAUCUACCCUCUAAUUCUUUGUCUCUGGAAUGCAGGCACAGGCACUUACCCCAUGGGCAAAGAGCCAAGGGCGAGAGAGGCGGCACAGAGGACAGCAACCGGAUCCCUAGUCACUGUCACAGCAAUGGGACUGUGACACUGGGUCCCAGACCUUACACGCAGACUCAUACAAUUGACAUUAAAGUAUCAGUAGACAAAGGAGGGCCACAUUUAGACAAAAGGUGCAGUAGCAGCUUAACUCGGUGCGGUGAAAGCAGCAGAGAAAGCAGAGCCCAGAGGGUGUCUUCACACUUAGCUCCAGGGCAAAGUGACAGGAAAUUUAGAGGAAAGACUUCAGACACCACUGAGAGGCACCAGAUUAAGGCACAAUAUAAUAACCUCUAUCAGAACAACCUCACAGUGUCACCCGGUGGGGUGUUGGAAUUUGUUCCGGCCCAAAGGCAACAAUCUAAGCCUAGGUGGACAAAGGAGGAAGAGUUGUUAUCAAAUCCACGUUUUACAACUGCCAACUACAGGGACGUGUCUUCUGUUGGUAACAAAGAAAACUCAAAACUGGGAGCUGUCCAUCAGCCUCCCAAGCCCCAGAGCCUAUCCCAUCACCUUAGCUCUAUCCCAUCAGCCCAUGCCUCCAUCCUAAACACUCACUAUCAGGUGACCCCAAACUCUGUCCCCUUUUGGGCCCCAUCUUCCUUUCCACAAAUCGGUCAAACCCGGACGUCACGUAUCAGAGAAACACAUCCCCAGAUCCUCCACAGCUUGCCUCUGUCUCCAACUUCCUCUUGUGAUGGCUUCCCUAGCCCAGAUCACACUUGCACUAUAGACUUUUCUCGUCCAUUCAACUGUGACUGUUGGAGACUGGUGUGCUGUAAAGGAAGGAGAACUCCCUCAGCUGCCUGCAAAGGGGGUACUGGAAGCCCAUCUUCUUCAUUCUCCAAAGGCCAAAGAGCAAGUUCAAACAACGUAGGUGACGGUGCCAUGGGAUUAAAGAAGUUAGGAGGGUGUCUGUCCACAGCUUCAACCACAAACACCUCUUCAUCCAACAGCACUGUCUCAGAAUGCCAGACAGGGCUUCUUAGGCCCCUAGGCUGUGCAUCCUGUUCAGGGGAAGGUGGAGCUUUUGAGAGUCCUGCUGCCUUUCGCAAGAAACUGGUUGGUGGUUGUCUGCCCUGUGCCCCUUUCUCCCCAUCCGCUCCUUUGCGUGCUCUGCAAAGCUGCGUCAGUGGCUGCAAUCCCAAAGCAAGCCAGGCUGGUAGCUCUACUUGUAGUUACUGCAGUAGUGAUCCCAUAGUAGUGACUUUUAACCCUCACAGAGGCAAGCCUCCUGGCUUUCCCCACAAUGCUGGGGUGCAAACCAUAAGAGGGCACCAACACGAUGACGACGAUUACAGCGUGCGCACAAUUUGGCCUGAUGAACUUGCAAAAAAAAUGACUCACUCUAAAACCCAACCGAACCAUCAGGGUGUAGGGAUGAGAAUGGGAACAGGAAGCGCUUACAUGGGGCGUGACCAGAGUAACGGAACCAGUCCAGUCAUUCUGGAUUGCCGUAAUCUUCUAGAAUUUACACGCUCCCAAUUGACUGACCAUGCAGGACGACGAAGACUCCAGCAAGGCAAGAUGGCAGUUUUAGACUUCAUGGGGUCAAGAGAUCCAGGUCAGGACUCCCUGAAAAGGCUCUUUAACAAGGAAGGUGAUGCUGGAAUGGGAAAUGAUGAUGGUCUAGAUGAUAUGUUUAUAAGCUCCCCUUCUCAUCGCUCUCUCACUCCUGAGUCUUUAUCCUCCUUCUCCCCUCCACCAUCAGCCCCUGGCACCCUGAUUAAGCCCAAAACAAGGGGAAGGGAUUGGGAGGGUGGGCACUCCUUACCAUCUGCUCAGUCACUCCAUUUGGUCCUUAACUCAUUCAAUAGAGAGCAAGAAGAGGAAAACAGAAGAGUGCACCUCUCCCUUCCGCUCUCAUCCUCCCUCCCUGCGUCCCUGUCGGAUGAGAGUGUAAUGACUCCAGAUGUGGAGAACGCGGUGAUCAGCCCUAUUCUACCUUUCCUUUUCCUGGGGAAUGAGAGAGAUGCUCAGGACCUGGACCUGCUGCUGCGACUGAACAUCAGUUAUGUGGUCAAUGUUACCACCCACCUGCCCCUCUAUCACUUGGAAACGGGUUUGGUACGCUACAAGCGUCUACCUGCUACUGACAACAGCAAGCAGAAUCUCAGACAAUAUUUUGAAGAAGGCUUUGAGUUUAUAGAGGAGGCUCACCAGAGUGGCCGAGGCGUGUUGAUUCACUGCCAAGCAGGCGUGUCUCGCUCCGCGACUAUCGUCAUUGCUUAUUUGAUGAAGCACACCCUCAUGACCAUGACCGACGCUUAUAAAUACGUCAGGAGUCGCAGACCGGUCGUAUCCCCCAACCUUAACUUCAUGGGCCAGCUGUUGGAAUUCGAGCGAGAUCUCAACUCUGGUGUGACGCCUCGAAUCCUAACUCCUAAGCUGAGUGGCCUGGAAACACAAGUCUGAGUCUUUAAAAAAGAGAUGGAAUCAAAAUAAACAUGGUAGACAAAGAAAGCAUGGAUUUCCAUCAUGCUUAUUGUGGACAUAUGAGUACAAUUAGUCUGGGUGAAAAAAAUACAGUAGAGUGUGCUAAGGAAAUAUUUACAAAUGAUGUACUUCCGCUCUUUUGAGUAUUCCUAUUGCGUAAUUAUAGCACUUAAACAGAAGUAGGCAAAUGGGUGUUUGUAUAAUCAACCUCACAGUGAUACUGUGCUCAUAAUAACGUGCCAAGUUUUAUAAUGUGAAAUACUACAUAGUAAUACAUUAUAACUAUUAUUGUAUUCUACGUAUUAUCAACCUGCCCUCGUUGAUGUAUCCGAUGUAUAAAAGAGUGAAGGCAGGAAGAAAAUGCAAAGCAAGGGCAAAAAGAAAAAAAAAAAAGUACUGUCAAGCACAGAAAAAGACACAAAGUGAUGAAUUUCUCAGACCUGAAAACUGUAGCAAAUUUCUCACACCUUCUCCACUGUGCACAGAACUUUUCUAGGCAUAUUAUCAAGUAGAGAGUUCAAUGCACUUAUUUUCUUAUCUCAGUUGACGCCACGUUAGCUGCUGACAAAUACUACAGCACACGCAAAGGUUUCUUUUGCAUUAUUGUCAUUUCAGUCAUCCACCACUUGGGUUAUGACAUUCGUGGUUUACAUUCGUGGUUUUUUAAAACCCUCUGUGUGGGAAAUGUGCAAUAGAGGCGCAUAGACAGUGGAGGAGACGUUGAAUUGAAUUAUUCCAGCUUGGAUACUUUCAUACACGGAAUUUAAGAUACUCAACGCAAGUGUGAAAAGCACCAUUUUUUCACACUCUCAUACGCAGAAACAAAAUAGUCAGACAGUGAGAGAGAGAGAGAGAGAGAGAGAGAGUCACAAUACUGUGCUUUUAAUACAUAGCGAACUAAAAAAUACACAAAUGGAUUCUGUUAGAUUUUUCUUUUCUAAUUGAAUUCAUGAACUGUUAUCUAUUUUUUAAAACUCUGCAGGCAUGGGUGUGAGUAUAGAUUUUAUUUUUCUAAGCACUUUGUAUAUAGUUGUUUUAUUGUGUUAACGGUACUAAAUCGGAUGGUGUGAUAUGAGCAAAACUAGAAGGAAAUGAUCCGAAAAAAGUGUUAAUUUAAUAAUUGUGAUUAUAUAUUAAGGUUGUACUGAAAGUUAUUCAAAGUUGUGCAGAACUUUUUUAUAAACUGACAUACUGUAGGUGGUUCAAAUUCCACAUUUUGCCUCGGUACGAAGGUGCUCAUCUCCAUGCAAUGCAUUGAUGCAUUUGCACCAUUUUUAAAGACGUUUCUAGAAUUGGAUUGAACGAUCAUGCAAAUGCAUGUCCCGAGAUGGAGUACGUAUGUUUAAGGAAGACUUACUCUACCAACAUGUGCAGUUUAAACAACCUAUCUCAGUUAAUAAAGAGUUAUGCCCACUGUUGCAUUACUUCCGGUACAGCCCUUUGAAUUUCGCCAAUGCUGAAUGCUGCUUGUCAAUUUGAGUCUAAAUACCCAUCACUUCCUUAAAUUAGAUUCAUUUGAUUUUAAGUUGUUUUUCUCUAUUCUAUCGAUAACAUUUCAGAUUCAGCUUUCAGAUUAAGUCAAGCUCAAAAUUCUCAUUGACAGUAGAUUUUUACCUAAUGCUGAAUGAACAUGAAUGGUAUUAGAUUCUUAGAUCCCAGGAACAACGUUGUGAACUCUAUAGACGUGAUGAACGUCAUUCAGUGCAUUCAGUGCAUUUAGGUCAUCUGACUUCUUUUGUUGCCACAUAACUUUACCAAGUCUAGACCUGACCAAAUGAAGCAACCCAAGAUCAUAACAAUCUGUACUCACUAUUGAACAUAGCUCUGUUUUUUACUGUUGAUUUUUUUUCACCUUGCAACUUCACCAAGUGUUUAAGUGAUCUCCAUUUAUGACUUUAUUCUGACUGUAUUUAAUUCACAAAGUUGACUGUUCGGCACUAUCCUUCCAGAUUUUGAUAAUGUGUUGAAAGGUUCUUAACCCAGUUUCAUGCAUUUCAAAUCUCCUUAGUUGUUUUCUUUGCUUGAUGCAGCUGAAUAAUUUGACCCUUCUGAAAUGGCGACUAUUUUGGGGGCCAGGCAGCGUAGUUAAUACAGUCUUAUUAACGUUUUUUUUUUUAAAAAAGCACAUUUUAAAAGGCAUUAUAGUAAUUAUGUGUGCUUAAUCCAGUCCUAAUCCUCAUUCGUUUCUGAUGCUGUUCAUUUUCAUAGCAUUCAUUUGACUAGAACAGGAAAGCAGGCAAACCAUCUGCCUUUGAAGAUCAGCUAUGAAAAAUGUCCGCCAGUUCAAUUCUUCCUUUCUUACACUUAUGGUCCAUUGUUUACAUUCUCUUUUCAGUUGAUAGACUUUUAACAGUGCUCUUAUGAUACUAUGCACCAUUCCAACUUUUUCGAAUAUGGAAGUGUAAUCUGUGAAAAAGACCAGGCUUUGUUCAGUUCACUGUGAUAAGCUUUCUUCUUCCUGAAUAUUGCCCAGUUUUCAGCCUUAGUCCUUGAAGUCUCCCUUCAUCUGUCUCGGCGCGUUGGGGUGGGGGGAUUUUGUUUUGCGGUCUUCGAGCUUUUAUCUGUCUGGCUGAAGCAAUGCGCUUUCACCCUGCACUGUCGUGUCACAAAUAAGCCACCCUCCCCAGAGAUUUCCACUUUGCAUUCCAGUGCAAAUCAGCUGGGUCAAGAUGUGGAGCCGGUAAAUAUACGAGCAAAAAACAAUGUAAGCUGCGUGUGUAUAUGUAAGUAUGUAUGUAAGUACGGAUUUGUCUAUGUAUGUAUGUAUGUAUGUAUGUAUGUACAGUAUGCCUCAAAACGUUUGAUUCUCACAAGCUAUCUGAAAUGAAAGCUGUUUUGUUUAAAGACUUAAAGCUUGUUCAUUUGGUAAAGCCGGACAAAUUUCUGUUCAGAAAGGAGAUUUGUGAUGCUUACUGAAUGUUUUUGAGUGAGUUCAAAGUGCUCUGUGAGAUCAGACCAAUCUCAGUCUAGACACAGAUGCUGCUGAUAAACUCAGAUCUUGAGGACAACACAUUUAAACUUGAAUAUUUCUACUUUCCAAGACAUCUGUAUUGAUACUAUUUCUUUUGACAUAUUCCUUUUACCACUAAUUCUAUUUUAUUGUUGUACAGUAUAAAAUUCUGCUUUGAUCAUUGUUUUUUUUUUUUAAAUACAGUUGUAAAUGACAACUGCAAGUGGUUCCUCUCUGCUUUUGUUAAUUUAUAUUCUAUUACAUAAUUACAUAAUUAUAUGUUCUUCU
Molecule: messenger RNA, 6400 nt
Organism: Clarias gariepinus (North African catfish)
Lineage: Eukaryota; Metazoa; Chordata; Actinopteri; Siluriformes; Clariidae
Exons: 5
Coding region: 472-3141 (889 amino acids)
Biological process (GO): negative regulation of JUN kinase activity; protein dephosphorylation
Cellular component (GO): cytoplasm; cytosol
Molecular function (GO): protein tyrosine/threonine phosphatase activity; MAP kinase tyrosine/serine/threonine phosphatase activity
Source: RefSeq, a predicted model, not a curated record